Molecule: messenger RNA, 2898 nt
Organism: Oncorhynchus kisutch (coho salmon)
Lineage: Eukaryota; Metazoa; Chordata; Actinopteri; Salmoniformes; Salmonidae
Product: homeobox protein otx5-like
Exons: 3
Coding region: 656-1537 (293 amino acids)
Biological process (GO): multicellular organism development; regulation of transcription by RNA polymerase II
Cellular component (GO): nucleus
Molecular function (GO): RNA polymerase II cis-regulatory region sequence-specific DNA binding; DNA-binding transcription factor activity, RNA polymerase II-specific
Source: RefSeq, a predicted model, not a curated record
UUCUUUCUUGGUUCGCUCAGUUCCGCGUUCUCACCCCAGCUUAUCGCCACUCACGGGAAGCACGACUCGAUCCUCUUUGCUUCAACAGACAGGCUCUAGCUCAGUCCAGGGAACGCUAGAUCUGACACCGGAAGAAUAAGGAACCAUACCUUCCCUUCUUGACGCCGAUGCGCACUUCGAAAGCGCACGUCUUGGAUUGAAAGGUUCAUCACAAUUAGAAUGGUGAUCAUACCACUGGCUAGUGUGUUUAAUUGUUGGUUUCAGGCUACUUUGUAAGUGAAAUUGAAAGAAUACACCGGCACCACAAUACCUAUUGAAUAGAUGUGCUUUGAAAGAGCUUGAUCAACAGGUGUGAAGGCAGCAGAACAAGGAGGCGCCCUGCACCUGCACUCUUUACCAGUGAGUAGAGUGGUACUACUGUAGCCUCAAAAGUUUGCAAAGUACUGCAAGAGGGUCAGAGACAAAGGAGGAAAACAAAAAGCCGAUUGGCAUUUAUAAAGAAAAACAAGUGAUAGAGAGAAAGAGAGAGGGAGGGACAGAGAGAGAGGAAGAGAGAAAGCGGGACAACCCUUGGAGAAUAGCAGAAGACCCGGCCCCCGGCCUGAGUGUAAGAGAGAGAGAGAGGGCGAGGGAGCGUUUUAAAGCCGGCACAGGCAUGAUGUCCUACAUUAAGCAGCCUCAUUACGCCGUGAACGGGUUAACUCUGUCUGGUCCUGGCAUGGAUCUACUACACUCUGCCGUCGGAUACCCAAACAUCCCCAGAAAGCAGCGUCGGGAAAGGACCACGUUUACGCGCGCGCAGUUAGACAUCUUGGAGGCACUGUUUUCCAAAACGCGCUACCCCGACAUCUUCAUGAGGGAAGAAGUGGCCCUCAAGAUCAACCUACCAGAGUCUCGUGUACAGGUAUGGUUCAAGAACCGCCGUGCUAAAUGCCGCCAGCAGGCACAGCAGAGCACAGGCCAGUCUAAACCUCGUCCACCCAAGAAGAAGGCCUCUCCAGCCCGGGAGGCCAACUCUGAGGCCAGUGUCAACACCAACGGGUCCUACAGUCCAGUACCCCCUCCCCUUGGCCCCGCCAUCACCCCCAGCUCCAGCAGUGCCAACGCGACCGUGUCCAUUUGGAGCCCUGCCUCCAUCUCCCCGCUGCCAGACCCCCUGUCAGCCUCCACCACGCCCUGCAUGCAGCGCUCCUCUGCCUACCCCAUGACCUACACCCAGGCCCCGGCCUACACCCAGAGCUACGCAGGCUCGUCCUCCUACUUCACUGGCCUGGACUGCAGCUCCUACCUGUCUCCCAUGCACUCACAGCUCUCCGCCACCGGGGGCGCCCUCAGCCCCAUCACCUCCAUGGGCGGGCACCUCGGCCAGUCCCCUGCCUCUCUGUCUUCGCAGGGCUACACAGCCGCCUCGCUGGGCUUCGGGGCCGUCGACUGCCUGGACUACAAGGACCAAGCUGCCUCCUGGAAACUCAACUUCAACGCAGCUGACUGCCUGGACUACAAAGACCAGAACUCCUGGAAGUUCCAGGUCUUGUAGGUUGGAGGAGGUAAGGAAGGGACCAGCCAGGAGAAGCUCCCAUUCCAUUCAGUGUUAAAGACUUGGACACAUAGAUGGUCAACUAAUCAUUUCAGUCCACGAACUCAAUGACUGAGAAAAUGUCAUUAUUUUUUGUUUUAUGGAAAGCAAUGUGGAAGCAGAUCCACUGAUGUUGGGCUUUGUGAUUUUUUGUGAAGGUGACAAGAAUCAAUAUUGUUAAAUCAAUGAUAUCCAAUCAAUACAGUAUUAUCAACGUGAGGAUGCACAAUCAAUGGGACAUUGAGGUAAUAAAGUUAGUCAUAUAGAAGUGAUGACAAACAAAUCGACAUGUAAGAAGAUAAUUGAGAUACUAAAAUUGAGAACUGAUUUUAAAAAGGAAUACAUACCACACGAUUGAAAGCAAUACCUGUAGAAUGAAAUUAAUUUGAUGAUUACAUUUUGAAAAACAGCAUAAUUAACAAAGGUCCAUUCUUGUAUGCCAUAAUCAGGGUUUUGAGGACCAAAUGAAUAGAGAUUUGCAAUUUGAAGGCUGGAUGAUGUAUCAAUUUGAUGGAGAGAACAAAACGGAUAUUAAAAAAAGGAUAUUAAAUAUUGGUUGCAAUGAAUCCCAUUGGUCAGGUAGCUGAUAGUCAACCCCAAGUUGAUUUCUGAACAAGAUCUGUCACUCUUUUAGUGGUCUUGUUGUGCUUAAUGGUAACCUAGAAUUAGAAUGGAAAAGUGGAAUUCCACCCCCAAGAUGGGUGGGCUGGCCUUGACUUUAGACCAAAUUGGAUUCAGUGGUUAUUUUUGUCAUUACUUCAGGACAAUUGAACGUUGUGUCCAUUGUAAUGAAGAAAAUGACCCUGCCUUGAAUUUGAUAUUGAACAAACAGAGGGAGUUCCAGCAAUAGGUGGAGACUGACUCCAAUGGGGACAAUGUUGUUUUCUUUUUCCCUCUGUCAUUCCUUUUAUGGUUUAUUUUUGUUAUGAAGCUGCUUUUCAUAUUUGGUGAAUUGAGAGAUCCUGGAGCCAAACAGACAGACACACGGACGUGCAUGGGUUUCUCAAUAAGCAAGAGGGGAUGGGUAAAGCAAGGAUAACCUUUGGUACUGUCAAGAAGAGAUCAUAGGCUGUUGUUGUAUCCUUUUACCCAGUAGCUUUGAAGGGAGGGGACCCUCGGCAGACAGUGUGUUAGAGUGAAGUGGGGUAAAGGGGUAAAGGAGGGGGGCUGGGUUUAGGGUGAUAGGGUUAGUAACAAACCUCUUGUCUUUGAGCACCAAUCGUGGAAUGAAUCACAUCUGGGCACAAGGCAUUCUGGGAUAUGCAAGGAUGACAAAUGUGCAGCCUUUGCGUUUCUAUCCAACUGUGUUUGUUGGGCGGGGA